AUGAGCUUCCUCCAGUUCUUCAGAAACAAAUGGUCUUCCUCGCGAAAUAACCUGCCGUUCACUUCAUGUGACCUCUCCGGGAGAACCGUGAUUAUUACAGGAGCAAAUACAGGCCUCGGACUCGAUACUGCCAAAGAGAUGUACAAGAUGAAACCCAAGAAACUCAUUCUGGCCGUACGGAGCAUGGCGCGAGGGGAACAGGCCAGGAAUGAGAUCCUGAAUUAUGGCAAAAACCCGGAAGAAAAGACGGACGCAUCUCCGGGGAACGUUAUCGAAGUUUGGGAGCUCGACAUGGCAAAGUUUGAGAGCGUCAAAGCAUUCAUGUCACGAUGCGAAAAGGAGCUCGACAGGCUAGAUAUCCUUCUUCUCAAUGCUGGUGUUUCCCCAUGGACUCAUUACAAGUCUACGAGCGACGGAUGGGAGACAACAGUACAGGUCAACGUACUUUCUACAUUUUUGCUUGCAAUCUGCCUCGCGCCGCUCGUAGUAAAGACUGCUCGCCUCCCUGCCCCAACCGAGGCUCUUAGGCCGCAUCUCGUGGUCGUCAGCAGUGAGGUCCACACCAAUGCCGUUUUCAAGGAGCGAAAUGCCCCAGAGAUUUUCAAGGCAUUGAACAACGAAAAGACCUACGAGUAUGGGGAUCGAUAUAUGGUCACCAAGCUCCUCGAAAUCCUGCUUGCCCGGCAGUUGGUGACUGAACUCUUGCCCAAACUGCUUUCAGACUCGACCGGAGAUGGAGCCCACGAGGACGCCGUGGCUGGAGAAAAGUCAAAGUUUGUUGUCUGCACCGUCAAUCCCGGCUGGUGUCGGACGACCUUGCUCAGGGAUUACCCAUCACUGAUAGCGAGAGUAAUGAAUGGAAUCAUGGCCCGAAAACCUAUAGAGGGCGUCAAAUGUUACCUGUGGGCCUGCUUUAACAACGACAUCCCUCUCGGUGGCUUUUCGUCAUUCUGUGCUGUAGAAAGAGAGUCAGAUUUCGUAUACUCUGACGCUGGGAAGAAGAUACAGCAGAGGGUCUGGGACGAACUCAUCGACAUCCUUGCCGACGUUGAACCUCGAUUGACAUUUAUGACCUGUAAUUGGCGAUUUGUGGAAGAAGAGAACUGGGACGACGACUUCGAUUUCGAGUCCUCAGCGGGUUCUCCGGUACAAGGUGCACGACCGCGGAGCGGAGCCCACACGCCGCCAAAUCUAUCUCCUGGUGCCGCAGAUCGACACCGGAAUGAACGGUUAUCAAAGGAGAGGAACAGAAAGAGUGAUGCUAGUCUUGAUUGGGACGAUGAGGAUGAGACAAUCAACUUUCGGGGUUUCGCUGCUCAACAUCAGCAACCACCUUCGACGCCGAAAGCUUCGCGGAUCACACCUGGUGCUGCGCACACUCCGAAACGUCGAUCUGCGUCUUCCGACUCAAGCGAGCCGCCCUGGGAUGAGGAGGAAGAGGUCACACAACCACGCUAUAUCAAUGAUGUCGGAGCUCUACAAACAAUAACGGAGGGUAAAUUGUCUAUGGCUGACAGGGCACAUCCAAAUCAAGCACCGCAAACCCCUCCGCGGCAGGGCGCAGCUCAACUACCUGCGGACAACGCGACUACACCUUCUAAAUCCGAAUAUACUGCAAACGAAAGUACGACGGAUGCCAGCAGUGUCGCAAUGUCCGACUCGUCUGCAGUUCUGCAGUCCGAUGCGUCAGUCUCCGCAUCGAGCUCUUUCUUUGGAAGGCUUGGUCGACGACUAUCCAAGGCUACGGCCCCAUCGUUUACGCACUCUACUGUGGCAUCCCCCACCACCGAGACGACUUCAACGAGCACAUCUUUCACUGCACUUUCUCCUGCCCCAUCUUCCAACGCGCUAUCUCCUAAACAGUCUGGUCCCAGUCCCUCUCGAUCCCGGACCAACUUCAUCUUCGGUGGAAACCUGCUCAAGCGCAGCGAAUCCUUGAGCCGAGCCUCCAACUCCGCGGUAACGUCGAGCACGGAUGCUAAACCGAAGAAGAAACAAGAUCCAAGCGACAAUAUCCCAAACUCAUACUCUGGGUUUGGUUUAGGUGUCCAUGUUCCGGGAGUCGAAGGCGGAAGUCAUACUGCUCCAGCGGAGUUUAACGCCCAGCGGUAUACUGAGCGGAUCGUUCCACCAGUCCCUUCCACGCGUCUCCCAUCUCACGCUAGCAGUCGAAGUAUGGCGCCAGGAUGGGGGCGUCCGCCGAGUCCAACUCGUGAAAGUCGCAAGGGGAAGCAUGCAAGCAUCGGUGGUGCUUCGAUGCUCACAGAUCUCUUGCCCAAGAAUAAAGGCACAACUGCGACAGCUGCCAGUCAUGAAGGUCAAGAUGGAUCCGAAGGCGCCCCAGGAUUCUUUUCCUCAAUGAGAAAGCGAUCAAACCCUCUGCAAGUGGCAUCGAAAGUUCCCCAGAGCGCCAUGGUAUCCCCCCUUCCGCCAUCUGAACCAAGAAAAGAGUCAAGUACAAAUCCUCUCGGCGAGGCGACCAAGGGCGAAGACAAAUCUGGGAUGACAUCCUACUCUCAGCGCCCAAGACGCUCACACCGUCGAAAUAUCAGCACAGGGGCGAUGAUCACGAGCGUGAUUGACGAAGUUAGCUCAGAUGCUACAAUCUCGAACAAGUUGACCGCCUUUCGUAAUCGUUCCACGGCCCAACGGAGUAGUCUCAACAACUCCACCACGGCUCAAGAGUUUCGCCCGGUCACCCCUCCUCCGCGCCUUUCCACGUCCUCUGGCUCGGGAGCAUCGCUGGGUGCGGUCUCUCCUAUCGAGUUCAGUCGAUCAAGCGAGGAUUCUGUAGACACCAAUAAACGGACCAAGUCCCCUGUUUUCGCCUUUCCGCCCUCGCUCAAGAUUCGGCCUGUUCCAUACCAGGUAGAUCGAAAAGAUGCUCCGGAAUCUCCAACUGCUAGAUCUUCCACAGCAGCACUCCUUCCGCCCAUCGAGCUCAAGGCCUCGCCACCAAAGGAGGGAGGCCUCGGUGUCUCUAAGCAUCCCAGAGAGGCAUCCACAUCGAGCGAGCGAAUUGCGAAGAAGCUGGAACCGGAUAAUGACUUGACGCCGGUUGCUGUCCCGCGCAGGCGCAUUCAUCAUCUUCAUAUUGGGACAGGUAAUACUCGUCCGGUGCCGAGCCAGGAUACGCCGAAGGCUCGAGUUUCGAAUGAGGAAGAGCCCUCGGCGUUGGCUGCAAGUGGGUCUACUGUACUCUCGGUUUCGAACAGCAACUCGUCCAAGACGCUUGCUCCUCGUUCUACGGUGGCUGCGAACAAGCAAUUCGAGUCGCUAAAUGGGCGAGCAUCUCCUGGGAUCAGCGCGUCUCUUGGUCGCUUGGCUGGUAGUUCGACGGCCGAGAAGUUGGAUGACACACAGGCAGGAGGUGCCCGCUCAAGUGGAGUCUCCCGUAGGAAUAGCUUGACUGGUGGUACAACGCGUGCGACCCUUUCGUCCACAACGUCAGGAGGCGGACUCAAGAUUCCAGCGCGAAUACGUCAGACACAGGACGCCCUCAAACGAGAUCUCAAUGCAGUCCGAGAAUUUGCUCUUAGCAUCGAUGAAAUCAAGCGGUUACAGUUGAAUUACGACAUGGUGCUUCUCGAUGUCAAACAACUUUGCGGCUUUGAUACUUCGGCCUCUGAUGUAGGCGAGAUGUUCAAGGCGAAUACGUCCACCUCCGCGUCUCAUCGGGGACCCCAUCCUCGCCAAGGAGUUAAGAACGAAGAUCUUUCUCAACCUCCAACACCUUCCUCGCCUACUUUCUCUCAUGCCAUAAGCACUGAGCGAGAUCGUCGCAUUAUUGCUGUUCCAGAAGUUCAACCCAAAACCCAAACGAACGAACCAACUUUCAUCCCGCUAGAGCAGAAGGAGCAAGCAAAAACGUCCCUGCUCGAACUGGAUGCCAAGUUUGCUAUCUGGUGGGAGUGCGCGGAUCUGCUGAUUGAACUGGGAGGUGCGGCACCGCCCGCCGUUGGAGGCACUCCAGUAAAGUCGCCAACUAUGCCCGCACUCAGGCGGCCUACUGCUGGGUUCGGGGAUGCUCAAGCAACUCCCAGAGCGAGCCCAAUGCAACCAGUGCUCGCACCGGAAGAGCUGUCCCCUCUUGCGACGUAUGAAACGCAUCAACCCUCCUUGCAAAGUCUUGCAGAGCCUAAUGCGAUUGGAUCUCUUUCGAAAAGACGCAAGUCGACCGGCCAGCAGGAUCUGAAUGCUCGUCAAGUGCAACUGCUGAAAGGCAUGUUGAACACACCGAAUCCCAAAGAGCUCUCAUCGACAUUCGAAACUCAAAUGUCACAAGAACCGACAUUUUCCUCCCUCUCUCCCGUCAUCAGCAAUCCUCCAUCGACGAUUCGGACCAUGGAUCAUCCCACCACGGAGUCUGCAGAUCAAAAUGGGCCACCAUUGGGGGAUAUUGGCACGACCAGGUCAAAUGAAAGGGAGAAAAAGCGGGGUCGGAGGGUCAGCGCGCUGGUGGGCAAGCUUGGAGUCAAGGAGAUCUUGGCCGGCUUGAAGUGGGCAAAGGAGAAAGCGAUGCAGCGUCCUAAGCAAGCGCCGGCGCAACCUUUCUCGGCCCCUCGAGAUAGCAUGGACGCGAUGCAAGGGGAUGAUGUCCCUCAGUCCGAUGUUGAACCAGUCACCAGCAAUUCUCAAGUCUCACUUUCUCAGACUGGUGCGAUAUCACGGGAUAAUCUCAACGCGACAAGUACUACACACUCGACUGCGUCGCCACCAUCUGGAGGUCAACCACCCUCGCCUUAUAAGCGUAGCCGCAGGAGAUCACUGGCUUCCAUCUUCAAAUUUGGAGCCGGUACACAGCCUCGGGAUCGAUCCAUGAGUAGAUCUCAAAGCCGCGUCGACCUUACCUCACCGACCUUCCCAAAUGGCGACCACGGCGCCCAAUGGUACCCAGGAAACGCAUCCUCUCAUGAUAUUGACUCUGAGUGGGAUUGCAUCAACUCGCCGUCGGAUGUACCUGGGCGGAACGCAUUUGCACAUCAAUCGCAGUCGUCCAACCUGGACGUCGCAAGUACUGUUAGCGAUAAACGUGGUCGAACAGCACCAGUGGGAAUUCCAAUCUCUAAUCGGUCUCGUCGUGGUUCAAGGGCUGGGGGAGAUAUGUCAGCCUCACAACAUGCGUAUAGCUCGGCGUCGGCAAGUGUUGCAUCGCUUGCUGGUUCGUCUAUAUACGGGAGCGCAGCCAGUCAUCAGUCAUUGCACGAGAGUUUUGGUGGGCGCAGUUAUACGGAUAAGAGCGAGGACGAAAGACGUCGGUUACGGAAACCUCCGAGCAAGACACCACGACGACCACCUUCAGCUGGCGGGCGCAGAUCUCGACCUUCGUCCUCGUCUGGCUCAGCCGCUCAGAUCAUGAGUCCGACACCGUCUACUACGAUGCCUGCUGGGCUAGAUCGUUCGUAUCAUACGAGCCGCUCGGUAUCUGGCCAGUCACACGUCAAAGUGAAUGGGACGUCGUCGAUGCGGGCUGCGGGCGUACCCUCCUCUGUGAGCUCGGGAGAUCUUUCGCAGCCAAAGCUGGCGCUUACGCCGGACAAUAUUGUGCCGCUCCUCAUCUAUGCUCGAGAAGUGAAACACAAGAUUGCAGAGUGCCUGAUCCAACUCAAGUCACUCGAGUCGGAUUUACUUCUUUCGAUCCCUGGGGACUGGAACCGAGUUGCAUGA
Molecule: messenger RNA, 5667 nt
Organism: Serendipita indica DSM 11827
Lineage: Eukaryota; Fungi; Basidiomycota; Agaricomycetes; Sebacinales; Serendipitaceae
Source: the annotation of a GenBank genome assembly